Messenger RNA from Opisthorchis viverrini, 2594 nucleotides. RefSeq lists its product as hypothetical. Gene Ontology annotation, molecular function: dynein heavy chain binding; dynein light chain binding. The transcript is spliced from 12 exons. Gene Ontology annotation, cellular component: cytoplasmic dynein complex. The record is from RefSeq and is a predicted model, not a curated record. Gene Ontology annotation, biological process: transport along microtubule. Lineage: Eukaryota; Metazoa; Platyhelminthes; Trematoda; Opisthorchiida; Opisthorchiidae. The coding region runs from base 1 to 2310 and encodes 769 amino acids.
AUGUCUUCAGUUGAUAGGAAACAGGAACUAGAGCGAAAAAAGGCAAAGCUCGCUGCCCUUCGUGAACAGAAGAGUAGAAAAACUGAUGUCCUUACCAACGGAUCUUACAAUCAUGGCACAUCAGGGAACGAUGUUGGAGGCAAUAGUGUGCGUAUAGAUACAGACGAACUACUAAAGACUCUGGGAAUAUCCAUUCCUGAGUCCAGUCCGAACGCUACUAGAGAUCACGUACCACAGUCCAAAAGUACAUCUGAUUUGCUGAGGCAUGCACGGGUCGCAAGUCCACACCCACGUCCAAAACUAGGACUUUCUAAGGUUCAAGAAUUCAACAUCCCUCCGAAGGAUCCGAUUACCUACUCAAAACAGACACAAACACGGGAACCCUUGGUUUCUCAGCAUCUUCCCGGUGUUCUCCAUGGAGAUUCUCCACGUGAAAUUCUAGGGUCCCCGCGGUUCAUCGCUAAUCUUGAAUGGGAUGAUGAAUUCUCCCUCGUGAUGCCUUUUGAUGACAGCACCGCAGUUGAUAUCGAUCCUUCUGUCCUAGUCACGGGGAAGCGACGGCUUUCCAGCACAGCUGGUGACUUACCGGCGAAAACCCCUACGGAGUUUGGGGUAGACUUUUCGGAACCAGUUAAAAGGGUGUUUGCUUUGCCGUGCAAGUUGAAACAGCAACCAACCUCCCUAGGAAGUAUUUUUCUGUCUCGUCGUUCCCAAGACGUCAUGUGGUUUCCGUCAAAUCAAAAUGAAUUUAUUUUGAAUCCCUUAUGCCCUAUUAUCAGUUCGUACUCUGACGGAGGAGGAUCGGAUGAACGUGAUGCGAUCGGAAGAUUNAUUCUUCGAUGCGCUGCAAGACUCAUUGAACGCGCUCUUGACGAGUCAAACAUAUUCUUGGACUACGGUGGUGUUGAGCAUGAUGAUGCAACGAAGACGGCAGUGACCAGCGCAAAUGAGUUUGCUGGUAACGGCCUUCAUACUUCGCUGCCAAGUAAUUGUUUGGCCGCCUCUGGCUCUCUUCCAACCUUCACAUGGUUGUGCGAAAAGAGUCCUUCGAGGAAGUCGGUCGACUGGCAUACGCAGCACGUGGCCAAGCCGGCGCAACCUAUGCAGUGUGAUCAGUUCAUCUAUCGAGGUGCCUCCCAACGUCAUCAGCUGCUUCGCUUUGGUCGCGACUUCUAUGACGAUCGUUGGUCGCGACGUCGUUGCGUCACUGCUCUCGACUGGUCCCCCAGCUAUCCAGAGCUGCUGCUCGGAUCCUAUUUUUCCAAUGAAGAUGCUCCCCACGAACCCGAUGGCGUGUGUCUCAUUUGGAAUCUGAAAUUUCAGAAAACCACCCCGGAAUAUAUCUUCCACUGUCAGUCUCCUGUUACCUCAGCCACGCUGGCCUUGUUUCACCCCAACCUCGUUAUUGGUGGUACUUACUCUGGGCAGAUUGUAAUAUGGGACAAUAGGUGUACCAAACGCACUCCUGUCCAACGGACAAUGCUGUCGGCCACCGCCCACACUCAUCCGGUCCAUGCAGUCAAGGUUGUCGGUACACAGAAUGCUCAUAAUCUCAUCAGCGUCAGCUCGGAUGGAAAACUCUGUUCCUGGAGUUUGGACAUGCUCAGCCAACCUCAGCAGUCAAUGGAGCUCACUUACCGCCAGACACGUCCCGUGUCAGCCACGUCGAUGAGUUUUUUCCACGAAGAUGUUAACAACUUCCUUGUAGGGUCAGAGGAUGGCCGCGUCUACACUGGGUCACGACAUGGGAGCCAAGCUGGGAUUGUCGAGGUACUUGAGGGUCACCAAGCACCCAUCACCUCCGUCUCCACACAUGCUACUGAAGGCCCGAUAAGCUUCUCUUCGCUGUUUCUCACCACUUCAUUCGACUGGUCUGUCAAAUUGUGGUCUACGAAGGAUUCGUUCCCCAUCUGUUCAUUCGAAGAAGCGUCAGAUAUAGUGUUUGAUGCCGAUUGGUCCCCCCUACAUCCUGCUAUGUUUGCCACAGUUGACUGUUCCGGAAAGCUUGAUCUGUGGAAUUUGAAUGAAGAUACUGAGGUCCCAGCAACUCGGACCGUCACCGAAGGUCAAACUGCAAUUAGUAAGUGUCGGUUCCACUCUUCCGGACUGCAUAUUGCUGCGGGUGAUCGUGGAGGUCGCAUCCAUAUUUAUGAUCUAAACGAAACAAUGGUCACCCCUCGCGCAGACGAAUGGAAUAUGUUCGCUCACACGGUUGAGGAGCUUCGCCAGCUAGCGUUGGAACGGUGCGAUCGUGAGCAUACUGCUAACGGUAUCACAUCCCAAGGCCCACCAAACGUUGUGCCACAUUAACCUCCUCCCCGUGAGCUUCAACCAUACACCUAUGUACCACGAACUAUCACACCAAACCUAACUAACAUCCAGACAGUUUGCCUUUGUUGGUCCCUCUGCAUCUGCCAGUCAUCCAGAUUAUUGUGACGCAUAAUACUAAACAUAUACAUGAAAUGAUGGCAGGGAGACAUAAUCUCCAGUGUCUCGUCCUGUUCCUUGCCCCUAUUUUCCUCAGUAUAAAUUCCAUUACGGAACUGGGUUGUGGUAGCAAUGUGAAGUGUGAUUUUCGGCAAACUGACGCUUCC